GGCGUAUUUCUCACUCGUUCUGAACUCAGGCUCAAAAGAAUGCAAUCAUGCUAGAGACAAAUCACCCUGAGCUCAAGGAUGUUUGGGGUGACGUUGAACGCGCGAUCCCCGUGAAUACCCCGGUGAGGGCCUCACAGCCCCCAGGUCUAAAGGUCUCCCUGCUACCAUUCCAGCAAGAGAGCUUGCACUGGUUCAAACAACAAGAACAGAGCAUCUGGUCCGGUGGAAUGUUGGCGGAUGAGAUGGGGAUGGGUAAGACCAUCCAGAUGAUUGCUCUUCUAGUAUCUGACAAAGGCGCCAAGCCGAACUUGGUUGUCGCUCCGACCGUGGCAAUCAUGCAGUGGAGAAACGAGAUCCAGGCGCACUCCGAGGGUAUGGAAGUCCUCGUUUGGCACGGACCUACGCGCAAUAACAAUAUCAAGACCCUGAAGAACUACGACGUAGUCCUUACCACAUACGCCGUCCUCGAAAGCUGUUUCAGGAAACAGCAGAGCGGUUUCAAGCGCAAGAACGUGAUUGUCAAAGAGAAGUCUACCAUUCACCAGAUCCAAUGGAAUCGAAUCAUCCUUGACGAAGCCCACAAUAUCAAAGAACGCUCAACGAAUACCGCGAAGGCUUGCUUCGAGCUGAAGUCCAGGUACAAGUGGUGUCUUUCUGGCACACCAUUGCAGAAUCGUGUCGGAGAACUAUACAGUCUUAUUCGCUUCUUGGGCGGCGAUCCGUUCUCGUACUAUUUCUGCAAGAAGUGCGAUUGUAAGUCAUUGCAUUGGAAGUUCAGUGACAAGAGGACUUGCGAUGACUGCGGUCAUAGUCCUAUGCAUCACACUUGCUUUUGGAACAACGAGAUCUUGACUCCCAUUCAGAAGCACGGCAUGAUGGGACCUGGUCUGGUCGCUUUCAAGAAGCUGCGCAUCCUUCUUGACCGUGUCAUGCUACGUCGUACGAAGAUUGAACGCGCAGAUGACCUGGGCCUUCCGCCGCGUACUGUCAUUGUCCGCCGCGACUACUUCAGUCCCGAGGAGAAAGACCUCUAUCUCUCACUGUUCUCGGAUGCCAAGCGGCAAUUCAAUACCUACGUCGACCAUGGCACCGUCCUGAAUAACUACUCCAAUAUAUUCAGUUUGCUUAUUCGCAUGCGACAAAUGGCGUGUCACCCGGAUCUAGUGCUGCGCAGCAAGACCAACUCCGGCACUUUCUUGGCGGACGAGGCCGGCGAAGCGACCGUCUGCCGUCUGUGCAAUGAUAUUGCCGAGGACGCUAUUCAAGCGAAGUGCAGGCACAUCUUCGAUCGCGAAUGUAUCAAGCAGUACCUGAAUACUGCUAUAGAACAAACGCCGGCUUGCCCCGUCUGCCACGUUCCGUUGACGAUCGAUCUAGAAGCCACUACACUAGAGUUAGCAGAGAAUAUCAAGACUAGACAGGGUAUCCUCGGCCGCCUGGACCUUGAUAAGUGGCGGUCGUCGUCCAAAAUUGAGGCCCUCAUCGAGGAGCUCAGCAACCUCCGGCGGCAGGACGCGACCACGAAGAGCAUCGUGUUUAGUCAGUUCGUCAAUUUCCUCGACCUUAUUGCAUAUAGGUUACAGAAAGCCGGCUUCACGAUAUGCCGACUCGAGGGUACGAUGAGCCCUCAGGCUCGUGAUGCUACCAUUCAGCACUUCAUGAACAAUACGCAUGUAACCGUCUUUUUGGUUAGCCUCAAGGCGGGAGGAGUCGCUUUAAACCUGACUGAGGCGUCUCGCGUCUACCUGAUGGACAGUUGGUGGAAUCCUGCUGUCGAAUACCAGGCCAUGGACCGUAUCCAUCGUCUCGGCCAGCACCGCCCAGUCCAAGCAAUCAAGCUAGUCAUCGAGGAUAGUAUCGAGAGCCGUAUCAUUCAGCUGCAGGAGAAGAAGUCUGCCAUGGUCGACGCGACACUGUCCGCAGACGACUCGGCCAUGGGCAGGUUGACACCUCAGGAUCUCGGCUUCUUGUUCAGACUGUAAUUCGGCCGAAGCACCCUUUCCGGUGGCUUCUUGCACAUGCCGAUUCUCGGUUCUCUAUACACUCCGGGCUGCUUUGCCCCGACUCCGAGGCUCUCUCUCGAUCCGCCGGCCACCGCUUGGAACCGUGCCGUAUUGUACGAUCUGCCUGGUAAUAAUUUCUUGGUUUUGCGCACAAUAUGCUAGAUUCCACUGUAUAUUAAAAAGUCUCUUUGGUCAAUAUAUGGGUGUUACUUUCUCUGCAGACGAUAU
Messenger RNA from Phanerochaete carnosa HHB-10118-sp, 2231 nucleotides. RefSeq lists its product as uncharacterized. NCBI's taxonomy places the organism in Eukaryota, Fungi, Basidiomycota, Agaricomycetes, Polyporales, Phanerochaetaceae. Gene Ontology annotation, molecular function: ATP binding; ATP-dependent chromatin remodeler activity; metal ion binding. Bases 48 to 1982 code for a protein of 644 amino acids. The record is from RefSeq and is a predicted model, not a curated record. The transcript has 14 exons.